AUGGAGAGAUCGUCAUCAGCGUCGUCAGCAUCGUGUGAUCCGGUCGAAAGUGAUGACUGGAUCAGCAAACUGCCCGACAAUGUACUGCUCGUGAUCUUAUCGAGACUGUCCACGGAGGAAGCGGUAAGGACGGGUCUUGUGUCAAAGCGAUGGGAACAUCUGUGGAAGCACAUGUCUCAUCUAGCCUUGGACAUACGAAAGAAGGUUAUUAUCAAUUCCAAAGAUACGCGGGAUGUUUCGAACCAGGUCGCUACAUUGAUGACCAAGAUUAUAAACAAUCACCGUGGACACCUAGAGAGCUGCGUAAUCGACCAUUACUCAAACUGGAUGCUGAAUACUUGGAUCCAAUCACUCACCGGUUUAAAGCAGACCAAACAUCUCACACUUAGACACCGUAUUGAUAUGAGCAACUAUGAACCGAUCGACUUGCCACCAAACUCGUUCUCAUAUCCAGGCCUCACAUCACUCUCGCUACUGUCAUACUAUUUGAGAAGCUCGGAUUCCUUCAGUAACUGUCAAAAUCUCAAGACCCUCAAACUCUCGUGUAUGAACGCCAUUGAUGUUGGAGUCUUUAACAGAAUCCUCGCAUCUUGCCCUGCGCUUGAGGUGCUUGCAAUAAACAUCUGUUGCUCCCAAAAAAACGGUCGUUUGAAGAUUGAAAACAAGAGACUGAAUCUCUUGAAAGUGUCAGUUGGCAGGGAGUUUGGUGGCAUUCAAGUGUCAUCACCUAUUUUGCAUUUUCUCGCCAUUGAAGAUUUUUUCCCCUGUUGGAGAGAUGAAUUUGUCCUCGCGUCCACUCGACUCCAGUUUAAUAGAAACCCUUGGCUUCCAAGGAAGUUCUAUCCUCACAUCAGCUAUAACAUAUCACAGGAGGAAAAUUGCAUUGGGCAUGAAGAAUUUGUGGUUAACUCAUGUGUUGAGUUGUUGGGAGGAUGGCCUAUAGCAUCCUUGUCAGUGAGUGUAGAUUUAAAGAACCCAACAGAAGUUGAGAGGUUAAGACAAGUCUUGCUUGUAUGGACACGUCACAUGGUAGAGCUUGAGAUCUUAUUCAAGAAUAACGAUGCUCCUAGGGAAGAAGGUGAGUCUUCACCGAAGAGGAUAGAUCUGUUCUCGAACGCUGGGUUCCGCGUGGAUAAAGUGUGGAUGCAUAACUUCAGCGGUUCAGAGGAAGAGUUUGCCUUGGCGUCGCGUUUGAUCAAGGAAGGGACGGUGGUAAAGAAGAUGAUGAUCAAGACGACUUCAUUUUCUGCAAGGAAGAAGCUGGAGAUAGAAGCGGCAGUGGCCAAGCUACGAGCACUUGUAACGAAACGUCAGUGGCAGCUUACCAUCGAAUGCUUCUGAUGGAGUUAAUAUGAUUGCAAAAAGGUUUUUUGAAACAAUGGAAAAAGGUUUUCUUACC
Thlaspi arvense is the source of this 1399-nucleotide messenger RNA. NCBI's taxonomy places the organism in Eukaryota, Viridiplantae, Streptophyta, Magnoliopsida, Brassicales, Brassicaceae. The record is from the annotation of a GenBank genome assembly.